Messenger RNA from Cucumis melo (muskmelon), 978 nucleotides. Its product is annotated as acidic endochitinase. NCBI's taxonomy places the organism in Eukaryota, Viridiplantae, Streptophyta, Magnoliopsida, Cucurbitales, Cucurbitaceae. Gene Ontology annotation, biological process: carbohydrate metabolic process. Gene Ontology annotation, cellular component: extracellular region. Gene Ontology annotation, molecular function: chitinase activity. The record is from RefSeq and is marked provisional.
AAACACACAAACUCCAAGCAAAGCUCUUUAAGAAAUAUAAUGGCUGCCCACAAAAUAGCUACGACCCUUUCCAUCUUCUUCCUCCUCUCCUCUAUUUUCCGGUCUUCCGAGGCAGCUGGAAUCGCCAUCUAUUGGGGCCAAAACGGAAACGAAGGCUCUCUUGCAUCCACCUGCGCCACUGGAAACUACGAGUUCGUCAACAUAGCAUUUCUCUCAUCCUUCGGCAGCGGUCAAACUCCGGUCCUCAACCUUGCCGGUCAUUGCAACCCUGACAACAACGGUUGCGCCUUUUUGAGCGACGAAAUAAACUCUUGCCAAAGUCAAAAUGUCAAAGUCCUCCUCUCUAUCGGCGGCGGUGCGGGGAGUUAUUCACUCUCCUCCGCCGACGAUGCGAGACAAGUCGCGAACUUCCUUUGGAACAGCUACCUCGGCGGGCAGUCAGAUUCCAGGCCACUCGGUGCUGCUGUUUUGAAUGGUAUUGAUUUCGAUAUCGAGUCUGGCUCGGGCCAGUUCUGGGAUGUACUAGCUCAGGAGCUAAAGAGUUUUGGACAAGUCAUUUUAUCUGCCGCGCCGCAGUGUCCGAUCCCAGACGCACACCUAGACGCCGCGGUCAAAACUGGACUGUUCGAUUCCGUUUGGGUUCAAUUCUACAACAACCCGCCAUGCAUGUUUGCAGAUAACGCGGACAAUCUCCUGAGUUCAUGGAAUCAGUGGACCGCGUUUCCGAUAUCGAAGCUUUACAUGGGAUUGCCAGCGGCACCGGAGGCAGCGCCGAGCGGGGGAUUUAUUCCGGCGGAUGUGCUUAUUUCUCAAGUUCUUCCAACCAUUAAAACGUCUUCCAACUAUGGAGGAGUGAUGUUAUGGAGUAAGGCGUUUGACAAUGGCUACAGCGAUGCCAUUAAAGGCAGCAUCGGCUGAAUUAAGCUCCUAAGCUUAAAUUUAAUUAAAGCCUAUGAAUAAACUCCAAAGUACUAUAAU